Punica granatum (pomegranate) is the source of this 1961-nucleotide messenger RNA. The record is from RefSeq and is a predicted model, not a curated record. Lineage: Eukaryota; Viridiplantae; Streptophyta; Magnoliopsida; Myrtales; Lythraceae.
CUUGUACAAUUCAGGACAAAAUUGCCAGUUUACUCGACCACCGGGAGUCCUAUCGACAGCGUUGCUCUCAAACCUGAAAACCGACGCCUCCGCCGCCUCGCUCCGCCUCCUCCCACCGGCCAACGGCAUUCACAUACUCCGCUUCCCUCUCUCCGAAAGCUUUUCCUCCGGACGGAAAAGUAAUUCGCCGGUCUCCUAUCCUUCCUUAAACCCUGCAAGGAUACUCAGCUGCCGCCGCCGCCGCUGCCGGAGCUAUGAGGGAAAUUGUGACCGUACAAGUCGGGGGCUUUGCUAAUUUCAUUGGCUCUCACUUCUGGAACUUUCAGGAUGAGUUGCUGGGGCUGGCUGAGGACCCAAAUGCCGAUGAGAUAUUCAAGAACCCGCUGCUUGACGUGGACGUACUCUAUCGUAGUGGUGAGACGCAUCAGGGCAUCCUUACAUAUACUCCUCGACUUGUUUCUGUAGAUCUCCAAGGGACCCUUGGAUCUAUGAGUUCAAGGGGUACAUUGUAUAAUGUUGAUUCACAGGCCGCAUCUGAGGUCAAUACGUGGAGAGGUACUGUUUCAACUCAUGCAUCUGAACCCCACCAGAAGAAUUUGUUCUUGCAAAGUUUGGAAGAGGAGCAGAACCCUACUGAAAGGAAGGGAAAAAAGAUUGACUCUCAGAGGGAAUAUCAGGAGAAGGAUAUAGUUGAAUGUUUGGAAAAUGGCGUGAAGUUCUGGACGGACUACUCAAAGGUUCACUAUCAUCCUCAGAGUCUAUAUGAGUUGAGUGGAUUGUGGAUGGAUGUUGAGGACUUUGACAACUAUGGCAUUGGAAGGGAAGCACUCUCUUCCGGUCAUCAAGAGGAUAUAAGCGAGAGGCUUAGAUUUUUUGUAGAAGAGUGUGACCAUAUUCAGGGUUUCCAGUUCAUUGUCGAUGACUCCGGAGGCUUUUCAGCUGUUGCUGCAGAAUUUCUUGAGAACAUUGCUGAUGAGUACACAAACACCCCGGUUUUACUCUAUACUACUCGAGGUCCUGCGUCUUACAUGAACCUUGGACAAAAGAAGCAUAAGGUGGUUCGGGGACUGCAUGAUGCUGUUUCAUUUUCAAGGCUAUCAUCUCUUUGUAAAUUGAUUGUACCCCUAGGUCUGCCUUCCUUGAGUAGAAGUAAAGCAUCUGCAUACCUCAGCAUUAAAGAUGAGAAGCCUUACCACUGUAGUGCAGUUUACGCUGCUGCACUACAUUCUACUAGUCUGCCAUUCAGAAUGCAAUCUGUUGGACGAGCUGCUGAUUCACAAGAUGUAUCGGGUGCAGUGAGUGUAAGCGAUCUUGUAGAAAUACUAUCAGGGAAUGCUAGGAAAAACAUGGUGGCUAUUUUGGACAUGGCAAUGCCUGCACCUUCUUUGAGUGGGAGAGAUGUUGGGCAGUCUAUGCUUGGUCAUUUACACCCAGUAACAUAUGAAAUAGCAGAGGAUGUGGAAGACUCGCAGGCAAUGGAAACCUUGAAUAUUCAUGGAGUCAUUGGCCAAGGAGGCCACUAUGCUUCGGUUUCUGAAGUGAAGGACUACAUUCAUGCUGCUUAUGAACAUGCAAAUGCGAUGCCAAAGUUUUGCCACCUAUCGGUGGCCCGUACUCCGCUUCCGAUACCCUUGCCAUUUCCUCGAAUCUUCAGCAGUCUCGUGGGCGGUCAGGGCAAGCUACUGGGUGAACCCAUUGCGGGCUCUUUGUCGAGGGGAUCCGUCGAUGUGCAUUCCAUCCCUAUAGGAACAAGGCUGCGGUCAAGCAUUGCCAUCUUGCCACAUCUUGAGAACAGGUUGACACAUCUCCAGAGGUUUGGGAUUCAACGAGGAGCAGCUGGUUCCGAGUUGCUAAGAGGUUGGGGUUUUGGUAGGGAUGAGUUGGAAGAAAUGGGAGAAUGUCUAACAAGGAUGGUUAUGGAACUGAAGCCCCAAGCUAUAAUGUCUGAUGAUUCGGAUUGA